CAAAACGAAACCAUGUGUGGGUGAAAAGAAUUAAAGAUAAGAUUGUUUAGCUUGAAAGAAGAAAAACAAUCUUAUCAAUGGCAUCAGCUUCUCUUCUCAAAUCUUCUCCUUCAACUCUUCAAUCUGAAUGGGUUAAAGGCCAAACCCUACUUCGUCAGCCUUCUUCCUCCGUUCUCCGUUUCAACCACCCAACAACCAUCCGAUCAUCCUACUCCGAUGAACUUAUCAAGACAGCAAAAACUGUUGCUUCGCCUGGACGUGGAAUCUUGGCCAUGGAUGAAUCAAAUGCUACCUGUGGGAAACGUUUGGCAUCGAUUGGUUUAGAGAACACUGAAGCUAACCGACAGGCUUACAGGACACUUCUUGUCUCGGCUCCAGGUCUUGGUCAGUACAUAUCUGGAGCUAUUUUGUUUGAGGAAACACUUUAUCAGUCUACUGUGGAUGGAAGGAAGAUUGUUGAUGUUCUUAUUGAACAAAACAUUGUUCCUGGUAUCAAAGUUGACAAGGGUUUGGUUCCUCUUGUUGGUUCGAACAACGAAUCAUGGUGCCAAGGUCUAGAUGGUCUUGCUUCUCGUACUGCGGCUUACUAUCAACAAGGAGCUCGCUUUGCCAAAUGGCGUACUGUUGUAAGCAUUCCAGAUGGACCAUCUGCUCUAGCCGUGAAAGAAGCUGCAUGGGGUCUUGCACGUUACGCUGCAAUUUCACAGGAGAGUGGUCUGGUUCCAAUUGUGGAGCCAGAGAUCUUACUCGAUGGAGAACAUGGAAUCGACAGGACAUUUGAGGUUGCCCAAAAGGUUUGGGCAGAAGUUUUCUUCUACUUAGCCGAAAACAAUGUUCUUUUCGAAGGAAUACUUCUCAAACCUAGUAUGGUUACACCAGGAGCAGAGUGUAAAGAAAGAGCAACACCAGAGAAAGUAGCAUCUUACACUCUUUCUCUCCUCAAACGCAGAAUCCCACCUGCCGUUCCAGGAAUCAUGUUUUUGUCAGGUGGGCAAUCGGAGGUUGAAGCGACAUUGAAUUUGAACGCAAUGAAUCAAUCACCAAACCCAUGGCACGUAUCGUUCUCGUAUGCUAGGGCUUUACAAAACACGUGUUUGAAGACAUGGGGAGGUCGACCGGAGAAUGUGAAGGCGGCGCAGGACACUUUGCUGGUUAGGGCGAGUGCUAAUUCUCUUGCUCAGCUUGGAAAGUAUACUGGAGAAGGAGAAUCAGAUGAGGCCAAGAAAGAAUUGUUCGUUAAGGGUUAUGUUUACUAAUUUCAUAGUUAUCUUACUUUCUCUGUAUGAAGAGAUUGAUCUUUAGAAUUCAUUAAUGGAGGAAGAAGAAGAUGAUGAAGAAGACGAAUGAGGAUGUGAUGGAAAAAUAUGCAAAUUAAUUUACUUUUCGUGUGUUUUCACCCUUUGUUUUUUUUAAUUUAAGUACUUCUCUUUAAAUUUUAUAAAUAUUUAUUAUUGGCUAUCCUA
This is a messenger RNA of Impatiens glandulifera, 1463 nucleotides long. RefSeq names its product fructose-bisphosphate aldolase 1, chloroplastic-like. The transcript has 6 exons. Gene Ontology annotation, cellular component: cytosol. Gene Ontology annotation, molecular function: fructose-bisphosphate aldolase activity. The coding region runs from base 78 to 1256 and encodes 392 amino acids. Gene Ontology annotation, biological process: fructose 1,6-bisphosphate metabolic process; glycolytic process. The record is from RefSeq and is a predicted model, not a curated record. Lineage: Eukaryota; Viridiplantae; Streptophyta; Magnoliopsida; Ericales; Balsaminaceae.